CUGCCAAUUUAGUCGAUGGCUUCUAUUCGAGCCGGCAGGGUUUAUUGAAGACAUUUCGCCAUGGAUCUAUAUAAUAUGCCAGGCUCACCGAGCACUCGAGCCAUUAUGAUGACGGCCAAGGCCUUGGGAGUAGAGUAUAACUCCAAGUUUCUGAACACCUUUGCGGGAGAGCAACUCAAUCCAGAAUUCGUGAAGAUCAACCCCCAGCACACCAUUCCCACACUGGUGGACCAUGGAUUCGUCAUCUGGGAGACGCGGGCCAUUGUUACUUACCUGGUGGAGCAGUACGGAGAGCCAGAUUCCUCCCUGUACCCCAACAAUCCCCAGAAGCGUGCUGUGAUCAACCAGCGUCUGUACUUCGACAUGGGAACCCUUUACGAUUCGUUCGCAAAAUACUACUUCCCACUUUUGCGAACCGGCAAGCCGGGAAGUCAGGAGGCCUUGGAGAAAUGCAAUACGGCCUUUGAGCUUCUCAAUACUUUCCUGGAGGGACAGGAUUACGUGGCGGGCUCUGAACUAACCGUGGCUGACAUCGUCAUCUUAGCCACUGUCUCUACCACAGAAUUACUUCCCAACUUCGAUUUUGGCAAAUAUCCAAAUGUGGAGAGGUGGUACAAGAAUGCGCAGAAGGUCACUCCCGGAUGGAGCGAAAACCUGGAAAAGAUUCAAGGUUUUGCUUCGCUCUGUCGAACCCGUCGGUAUACACUACAAAUCUUCAACAUGCCCCAAUUGGAUCUCUACAACAUGCCCUUGGGUCCCACCAGCCGGGCCAUCCAGAUGAUCGCCAAGGCUGUAGGCGUGAAACUGAACUCCAAGUUCAUCAACACCAUGGAGGGCGAUCAGCUGAAGCCCGAGUUCGUGAAGAUCAACCCCCAGCACACCAUUCCCACCCUGGUGGAUGACGGAUUUGUUAUCUGGGAGUCUCGAGCCAUCGCCGUCUAUCUGGUGGAGAAGUAUGGCAAGCCCGACUCCUCCCUGUACCCCAAUGACCCCCAGAAGCGAGCUCUAAUCAACCAGCGGCUGUACUUCGACAUGAGCACCUACGACGCUUUGAGCAAAUAUCUUUACCCUCUCUUCCGUACCGGAAAGCUUGGCGAUCAGGAGACUCUGGACAAGUUCAACACCUCCAUGGAGUUCCUUAACACCUUCCUCGAGGGUCAGGACUUCGUGGCCGGCAAGGAACUCACGGUGGCUGAUAUCGUCCUUUUGGCCACCGUCUCCGCCACCCAAGUGAUUGCGUUCGACUUGGCCAAAUUCCCCAACGUGGAAAGGUGGUACAAGAAUGCCCCCAACGUGGUUCCUGGUUGGGCUGAGAAUCUGAAGACCUUGGAGGAGGCUAAGAAGUUUUUUGAUGAGAAAGUGGCUGAACUAAACAAAUAAGUACUGAUCUAAGUCAGCCGUCAAUGCACCUUAGCACAACAUUCGACAUGGAUUUCUAAGAAAAUUUUCUUUUAAGAAAAAUUAAUGUUAACAACAAAAUAAUUUAUUAUGUUAAAUAAAAGCUAAUUUUUUUAUGCCUAAAUGUGUCU
This is a messenger RNA of Drosophila ananassae, 1529 nucleotides long. RefSeq lists its product as uncharacterized. The coding region runs from base 61 to 1380 and encodes 439 amino acids. The transcript is spliced from 2 exons. NCBI's taxonomy places the organism in Eukaryota, Metazoa, Arthropoda, Insecta, Diptera, Drosophilidae. The record is from RefSeq and is a predicted model, not a curated record. Gene Ontology annotation, molecular function: glutathione transferase activity. Gene Ontology annotation, biological process: glutathione metabolic process.